AUGGUUCACCACAAAGCUGUUAUUAUUGGUUCCGGUCCAGCUGCUCACACUGCUGCCAUCUAUCUAGCAAGAGCUGAAAUUCCUCCAACUCUAUAUGAAGGUAUGUUUGCUAACGGUAUUGCUGCUGGUGGUCAAUUAACCACAACCACUGAAAUUGAAAAUUUCCCAGGUUUCCCAGAUGCGUUAACCGGUAGUGAGUUAGUCGAAAGAAUGAAACAACAGUCUACUAAAUUCGGUACCACUGUUGUCACCGAAACUGUUUCAAAGGUCGAUUUAUCUUCAAGACCAUUCAAAUUAUGGACUGAAUUCAAUGAAGACGCUGAGCCAGUCACCACCGAUGCUUUGAUUUUAGCUACCGGUGCUUCCGCUAAGAGAAUGCACGUUCCAGGUGAAGAUACUUACUGGCAAAAGGGUAUCUCUGCAUGUGCUGUCUGUGACGGUGCCGUCCCAAUCUUCAGAAACAAGCCUUUGGCUGUUGUCGGUGGUGGUGAUUCUGCUUGUGAAGAAGCUGAAUUCUUAACAAAAUACGGUUCAAAAGUUUUCCUAUUAGUUAGAAAAGAUCACUUAAGAGCCUCUACCAUCAUGCAAAGAAGAGUUGAAAAGAACCCAAAGAUUGAAAUCUUAUACAACACUGAAUUGAAGGAAGCUAAAGGUGACGGUAAGGCAUUGCAAUCAUUAGCUAUUUUCAAUAACAAGGAAAAUACCAAUUCCGAUUUACCUGUCAAUGGUUUAUUCUACGCCAUUGGUCACACCCCAGCCACAGCUAUCGUCAAGGGCCAAGUCGACCAAGACGAAGUUGGUUACAUCAAGACUGUCCCAGGCACUUCUUUAACAUCUGUUAAGGGUGUCUUCGCUGCUGGUGAUGUCCAAGACUCAAGAUAUAGACAAGCUAUCACUUCUGCAGGUUCAGGUUGUAUGGCUGCCUUGGAUGCCGAAAAAUACUUGCAAGAGUUAGACGAAUAG
Messenger RNA from Tetrapisispora phaffii CBS 4417, 963 nucleotides. RefSeq names its product thioredoxin-disulfide reductase TRR1 (gene TRR1). Lineage: Eukaryota; Fungi; Ascomycota; Saccharomycetes; Saccharomycetales; Saccharomycetaceae. The record is from RefSeq and is a predicted model, not a curated record. The transcript has a single exon. Gene Ontology annotation, molecular function: thioredoxin-disulfide reductase (NADPH) activity. Gene Ontology annotation, biological process: removal of superoxide radicals. Gene Ontology annotation, cellular component: cytoplasm. Bases 1 to 963 code for a protein of 320 amino acids.